Molecule: messenger RNA, 4953 nt
Organism: Porites lobata
Lineage: Eukaryota; Metazoa; Cnidaria; Anthozoa; Scleractinia; Poritidae
Source: the annotation of a GenBank genome assembly
AGCCUGCACGACAGGCGCUUUAUGAGCUAUUGUAGCCUGGGUCGCCUGGGACCAGGGAAAAAGGCAAAAUACGUGGUCAAAUAGGAAAAAUAUUGGUGAGCGAAACGAGCCGAGCGGUGUCUUUCGCUUCAAGGAGAAAAUCGAAGGAACCGCGAACGACCUCGGACGUCUGAGAAUCAGGCUAGUAUAUAUUCAGAGGAGAGGGACAAAGUACCCCCCCCCCCCAACCCAAAGGACUUUUUUCUGAGAACAUGUUAGCCUGCGUUCACCUGUGUUGCAGCUAGACUUGGCACUAGAAGUGGAAUUUCGGAGAGGAGAGCUUAUUAGAAAAAGGCGCUUAUUCAAAACUGGCGAUGCCAAUCCUCGGUUUCCUCUACUGAGACUACCACUAGUGCGAAGUAAUGACAACGUCCCCUUGCCCCAUCCAGACUCUAUCUAUCGCCGGUCCACAAUUGCAAGCCCCACCUUGAGGAAAUACGAUAGGCUUCUGAGAAAAUACCAGGCAAGUGCCCGUGGAAAGAGUUCCACGGCCGUCAGCCAACCUCUGUGUUCUGUUUAUUUAAUUUAGACAAAUGCAGUUGAACGCCUUCUCGUCAAGGAUAAGAAAGCUUGUCAGUGUCAGUGUCCUAUUCCCUCUUUUCUCCUUUUCUCGCUCCGCGCCCCAUUCAGCUCAAUUUACCUGAUUCAUAGCCUAACGUCCCCAGCGGCGAAGAGCGAGGAGAAACGGAUGUUUUCGCAGGCUACCUGAUUCACAAUACACAAACUGAAACAAAUGAAGUGUUGACAAGAGGAAGUCGCUAAAGCGUGACGCGUACAUGAUAAUUUCGCAACACAACCUUGGCAGUAUGGCAUCGUUUCGUUCGUCUGCAGCAAAGCUCCGCUGUAUAAAGCGGUUAAAAUAUACGAUUGCUAGCCGAUUUUCAAGUAGUAACUCAGCAGAUACAAACAGUUCCUUCUUCAAACUACAUGCGGAUGAUAAAGCCAAGGUAAGGGUUUUAAAUUAUUACUUUUCGUGCACGAUCACACUCACGCAAGAAUCUCUUUUAGCGCAGGGUGCUCCGAAUUGCGUUUUUCUCUUCUUCUUCUUCUUUGUUUUAAUACAAUUUGUGAGUCAGACCAGAUUGAUUCUCAAAGAUUUUACAUAUUUGCUGAAAAAUUAUACUCAAACAACUUUGUUCGUAGUUUAACUGGGCUGUCGCCGACAGCGAUCGUAAACUUAUGUUUCUUGUCCGGUAAAAAGAAUCAGGCUAUACCGCAGCCAUUACGUACAAUAUUCUGAGAAGUUUGCCUUAUUGCCUUUCCCUUUCUUACAUCCAUAAUGUUUUCGAUAGAAGUUGUGAGGAAUUUGGGGGCUGUGUUGAAAUCUUUUCGAAAUUCGAACUCGAAAGUGGCGUAACAACUAUAUGAUUGCGUGACAAAUAAGUUUCCCAGGCCCACCAAUGUUACAAAAAUCUUAUCCUAUACAAAAGUGUGGGUCCAACUUCUUUGUUGCAUUUUAAAAAAUUUGAAAUAAAAAGGGGAGUGCUUUGUUUUAGUAUGAGAGAGAUGGCUACCUUGUGGUUAAAGACAUAUUCAGUGAGGAAGAAAAGAAGGAACUUAUUGACGCUACAGAUGAACUGAUUGAAAUGUGAGUUACUUACGUCCUUCCUAUAAUUUAUCAGAAAAAAAAUCAAAGUAGUGACUGUUCCUCAUGGAAGUCUUUACUUCUCGUAUCCCCAGGAGCAAAAGUAAAACCCAAUCAGACAAGUACUUCAUGCUGGAGGAAGGUCAUUCAUCCACCAGGUCCCUUUUGAAACGGUCACGUGUCAUCUGUCCAUCGCUUGUUCACCCCGUGUGGCACAAAGCUCUACGACAUCCGAAACUUCUAGACGUCAUUUCACAACUGGUAUUUGCGAAGUUUUUGUUUUUCUAUGGCUGUUUACCAUUUACAAGGGCAAACCGGUUGGUUCACUGUUUGAGUGAAUGGUAAGCAAAAUUCAGGACUGGUAAAUUUCCUCCCGCAAUCUUGCUUACCAUUUGCACAAAUCAGUUCCAUUUAAGGAAAAACGGCCGCGAGACAGCAAGCAAACGCUGAAACUGGUAUCAAAGACGGCUUUGAAGAAAUGGAACACUAAUUUCCGUUUGGAACAUUCCGACCAGGAAAUCAAGAGUCCCGGAAAUCUUCCACUAAAACGACCCGAAAAGUCAUGUUCCUAACUUUCCGACCGGAUCUUCCGGAGACAUUUUGCAAAUGGUAAGCAACCUACUACCCAGCUAUGAUCGGGCGUAGCAUAUUAGAUAUUUUCACAAACUUAUAAGGGGUGUCUGAUAUUUUAUAAACAUCUCUAUUGUAAGAAAACCUUUAUGUGUUGCUACCGGCUUUUGAAGUUAUCACGACAAAUACUACCUUCUUUUUUGUUCAUAGAAAAUGUCACGGAUAGUAAACGAAUGCAAGUUUCAUGGUCAUCGCUUGUCAGCUGCCGGCCUUAACUGUGUAUCGUAAGGCAGUAUUCGUAGCACAAAAUUGCCCAUCGAAGACCUAUAGGUAUUCCAAGUACAAAGUGUCAGUCAUUUUACCCCUCAUACGACGCUACAUGAUGACAGGGCUGAUCCAUUUCAAAAACUGUUGUUGGAAAUUUUGACUUAAGAACCGUUUUUAUAGGAAACUUACACCAACGAUGCCUUCUCCCAUUGUACCCAGGCCCAAUGCAAUAGGAACCGAAUUCGAAUCAGUUUCAAUUUUUCGUUGUGAAAGAGAUAGAAGACAAGGUUUUGUAGGUUUUACUAGGAGAAUGGUAUAACUGCAGAUUAAGCAGAACAUGCAGAAUGAUUUCCACUUUUUUAAAAUUAAGUUUGGCAGAAAUAAGAAAGUCUGCAAUAUGUCACCGAUGGUCUCCUUAUACAAUCCAAAUCCCAUUCAGGGACUAAAAUUUCCCAUUUCCUUUAUUAAAUUUCCCUUUCAUAUUUUCUGUCAGCUUUUCUUACGCUUCUCGUUUUUUAGUUGUACGCCAAUUAACAUAGGUAGCAUCCCGAUUUAUCAUAAGGAUCAUGUCUAUUAAUUACUGCGUCAUAUGACCCCCACAUUUUUACCACGCACCCUUUUAAUCUCUGUCACUUUGAUCUUUUUAAAACUUCCCUUUGAUAAAUAGGUUGACAGCCCUUCGAUCCGUUACAUAAUGCAAGAAAAAAUUCACAUGAAAUUCCCCGGAGAAGACGGUUCCUCAGGAAUCAAGUGGCACCAAGACUGGGCAUUUCUUCCCCACACAAAUGAUAGCAUUGUUACCGUUGGCUUGGCUGUGGAUGACUCCACCAAAGAAAAUGGUAAGCAACAGAAAGCUAGGUAGAGCGAUUUUCGUAUAACCUUUAAAUGAAAACUUGCGAACAAAACAGAAACAACAAACGAACGGCAAUAGAGCGAUUUGAUUGGUUUAUCGAUGAUCUUUUCAUCCAUUGGCUGAAUAAAACAAAUAACGAACACUUACCGAAACCAUUUUUCAAGGUCAUACGAAAAUCGCUCUAACCUAAGAAAACAACCGACUUUUAGCCACGGCACCUUUGUUUUCCAUACGAAAUGUAGCCUGCGUAGCGUGGUGGUUCUGGUCGGGCGCGCAACGACAAAACCGUCACGCUACGUGGGCUAUACGAAAUGACGUCCAAGGAAGGAGCGCAGAAAUUCCAUACUGAUGACGCGUCAUUACCCAGAUUUGGGCUGCUCUUCUGAUUGGUUGAAGCAAAUAUCCCCAGGGCACGACUAAUCAAAAGCACCUCCCAGAACUGAGUAGUGACAUGCAAUCAGUAUUGAAUUUCUGAAGUCGUCACUCAGACGUCAUUUCGCGGGAAAACCAGUGGUAGCGUCGCAAAAUGUCGGCUAUUUUCUCAGGCUAUGAGCUACGCUACCCUUUUGCUUCGUAAAGUAAGCUGUCAGAUUUGAAGGAAGACGGUUAACGAAAAGCUUUUUUAUUCAUCACCGUGUAAUAUACAGCGCGCAGCGUGUAAUACAUUAUCGCGUCGCUCUCUUUAAUGUAGGCUUGCCGUACAGCAAAAUUAAACAUUGUUGCAUGAAUUAUACUAAAUCAUAAUCCUUGCCAUUGAAGUGAAACAGCGGCAAUAAGUUUUCCUUUCCUUUGACGCCAGUUUUAGUUUCAGUUUCUAGCGACUGAGGAUUGAUCGUUCGCUGGAUACAUGGACAUAGGAAGGCCUUAUAUAUACAUGCACUUUUAAGGCUCUAUGUAAAGACGAUUCAUCUUUCCUUUCUCCAAAAGGCUGCCUUCAAGUCGUCCCUGGAACUCAUAAACAGCCAAUCCUUUCUCACUUUAAGGACGGCAAUUUUGUGUCAGCAAUAGAAGAUCCGUCCUUUGACUCCAGUAAAGCUGUACACGUUGAAGUUCCAGCCGGCGGUGCGUCAUUUCACCAUGUGCGCACAGCGCAUGCUUCAGGACCCAACAACUCGACACAAUCAAGACGAGUGUGCUUCACUCAGUAUUGUGCUACCGAUGCCUGGCCUCUCAUUGGCGUUGUUGGACCGGAGGGGUAUGGUGUUGAAGGUCCAGUGGACUGGGAACGAUUCUGUUCGACCAUUGUACGUGGUUCACCAACUCUUUAUCCACGAAUGGUGGAAAUUCCGAUAUCUUUGCCAUUUCCAUACGAAAGAGGAUAUGAUGUAUUUCACAACGAUUCUCAAGAAGCAGCAGAAAGUAAACAGUAGUUUUGCGUUAUAACUUAACUCUGCUCCAACUAACAAACAUUCUAAUAAGACGUAAUAAGAAUCUUUAUGUGUUGGAAGGUUCCAUGACAUGUAGCGCUGUUUUCAGGGAUUCCUCCGAAGACAAACAGAAAAUUAAAACAAACAAACAAAUGAAUUGAUCAUUGACUGGGUUAAAAUAAAUACUGUACACUGCGAGCAGAGGUUUUUCUCUUGCAUGUCUUUCAGCGUUUAACUAGAUCAAAUUAACUACGCGACCGACAAGCUACGCG